Molecule: messenger RNA, 9059 nt
Organism: Nematostella vectensis (starlet sea anemone)
Lineage: Eukaryota; Metazoa; Cnidaria; Anthozoa; Actiniaria; Edwardsiidae
Product: mucin-5AC
Exons: 26
Coding region: 167-8596 (2809 amino acids)
Cellular component (GO): membrane
Molecular function (GO): phosphatidylinositol bisphosphate binding
Source: RefSeq, a predicted model, not a curated record
CAAAUCAACGCAAAAUUAGUUACGUCAUGAAAACUGGUCGGGCAAUUAGAAUUCCCCCAAUUCCAGUAGUUCUAGAACCUUGUACUCGAACACUGUACUUUUUGGGGGCAAAAACGUUUGAAGAAAAGCUUUUGUUGAAAAAAACUAGCGAGCUUCAUUCCCAGCAAUGGGCUGCUGUUACUCGAAGCCAAAAGCUUCAGAUGAUGAGGACCCAACUUACUUGAAAAAGUUGGCAGAUAAUGGCAAAAAGAAAUCUAAGAAAAUUAGAUGGAAGAAGACAAAGAAGGAUGAUGAGAAGACUGAGAAGACAAAGAAAAAGAUUUGGAAAUUUGGAAAGAAGAAAAAGAAGACAAUUGCUGAAAAUGAUCCCUUGGCGAUCCCUGGAUGUAGCGGUGAGGCUGACUUUAUAAGCUCCUGCUCUUGUGACCAUGGUAUCGCUGGGCCUAGCAGCAACCCUACCAUCAGCAACAUUAAGACAGCGCCUUUCCCCAAAACCACUGAGGCCCACUCAGACAUCGUGCUGUCUGCCCUGGUCUCAGUUGACUCUCCUAUUUCUCCACGAGAACACCUUUUCAGCGUCUCCAGUUCUCUUAGCUUCUCGACAGUGAGCGACAAUCCUGAAGAUGUUUCCAAUGUCCAACUCGAGUUGAUUGAAGAGGCACGCCACCGAAGGGAAGAACACGUUGAACAAAUGAUAAAUGCGCAGGCCGAUAUUUUAACAACCGAGGCUAUUGCUACUGCAUAUGACCUUGUUCAACGCGAGUUAUCUGAAGUGGCGCGCAUCAGAAGGGAAGAAAAAAUCGAGCUUAUCAUCAAUAACCAGGCAGAAAUGCUUGUGGGCGAUGCCAUUUCUAACGCAUGUGUCCUCGUUCAACGCGAGCUUAUUGAAGCAGAAAGGCUAAAGGAAGAGGAACUUGUCGAAAAGGAACGAGAUACCAAGGAAGAAAAGAAGGAUAAUAUUUUGAAUGACCAAGCUAAGUUGAUAGUUUCUGACGCGAUAUCUAACGCGGUUGAUAUCGUUCGAGGCGAGCUGAUCGAAGAAGAACAAAUAAGAAAAGAAGAGCGUUUAAUAACCGAUACAGCUUGCUUUCUCGUUGAUAAUAUCAUCGCUAACGCAUACGAUGUCGUUCAACGAGAGUUGAUAGAGAAAGAGCAGGAAAAUAAGGCAGAAAAGACGGCCCUUAUAACCAAUAACCUAGCUGAAUUGAUCGUGAGUGAGGCCAUGAUUAAAGCUUGCGUUGUUGUGCAACACCAGCGAAGGGACUUCGAAAGGAAAGUCGAGAUGAAGUGGUACGAGGCAGUCAAGAAAAAAGAGGAAGAAGCGAGAGCUAAGGAGGAGGCAAAGAAAGCCUUAGUUACCAAGAAUCAAGCUUACUGGAUUGUGAGUGGUGCCAUGACUAACGCGUGCGUUGUUGUGCAACACCAGCGAAGGGACUUCGAAAGAAAAGUCGAGAUGAAGUGGUACGAGGCAGUCAAGAAAAAAGAGGAAGAAGCGAAAGCUAAGAAUGAGGCAAAGAAAGCCUUAGUAACCAAGAAUCAAGCUUACUGGAUUGUGAAUGGUGCCAUGACUAACGCGUGCGUUGUUGUGCAACACCAGCGAAGGGACUUCGAAAGAAAAGUCGAGAUGAAGUGGUACGAGGCAGUCAAGAAAAAAGAGGAAGAAGCGAGGGCUAAGGAGGAGGCAAAGAAAGCCUUAGUUACCAAGAAUCAAGCUUACUGGAUUGUGAGUGGUGCCAUGACUAACGCUUGCGUUGUUGUGCAACACCAGCGAAGGGACUUCGAAAGAAAAGUCGAGAUGAAGUGGUACGAGGCAGUCAAGAAAAAAGAGGAAGAAGCGAGAGCUAAGGAGGAGGCAAAGAAAGCCUUAGUUACCAAGAAUCAAGCUUACUGGAUUGUGAGUGGUGCCAUGACUAACGCUUGCGUUGUUGUGCAACACCAGCGAAGGGACUUCGAAAGAAAAGUCGAGAUGAAGUGGUACGAGGCAGUCAAGAAAAAAGAGGAAGAAGCGAGAGCUAAGGAGGAGGCAAAGAAAGCCUUAAUUACCAAGAAUCAAGCUUACUGGAUUGUGAGUGGUGCCAUGACUAACGCUUGCGUUGUUGUGCAACACCAGCGAAGGGACUUCGAAAGAAAAGUCGAGAUGAAGUGGUACGAGGCAGUCAAGAAAAAAGAGGAAGAAGCGAGAGCUAAGGAGGAGGCAAAGAAAGCCUUAGUUACCAAGAAUCAAGCUUACUGGAUUGUGAAUGGUGCCAUGACUAACGCGUGCGUUGUUGUGCAACACCAGCGAAGGGACUUCGAAAGAAAAGUCGAGAUGAAGUGGUACGAGGCAGUCAAGAAAAAAGAGGAAGAAGCGAGAGCUAAGAAUGAGGCAAAGAAAGCCUUAGUUACCAAGAAUCAAGCUUACUGGAUUGUGAAUGGUGCCAUGACUAACGCGUGCGUUGUUGUGCAACACCAGCGAAGGGACUUCGAAAGAAAAGUCGAGAUGAAGUGGUACGAGGCAGUCAAGAAAAAAGAGGAAGAAGCGAGAGCUAAGAAUGAGGCAAAGAAAGCCUUAGUUACCAAGAAUCAAGCUUACUGGAUUGUGAAUGGUGCCAUGACUAACGCGUGCGUUGUUGUGCAACACCAGCGAAGGGACUUCGAACGGAAGGUCGAGUUACAGUGGCUUGACGCAAUAGAAAAGAAGACCAAAGAAGAUGAGAGAGAAACCAAGAAAACACUCAUUACCAAGAACACGGCCGAACUAGUAGUGAAGAAUGCGAUGUCCAUGGCGUGCGUAGUUGUACAGAACCAGCGACGGGACUUCGAACGCCAGUUUGAAAUGACGUGGCACGAAGCAGUGGUAAACAGUUCCCGAAAUCUUGCUUCUGGCGCAACAAUAAACGCUCCGAAAGACUUCGAAGCAGAAGGCCCUCAAGUUCUAGUGGUCGAGAACUCAGUUGCUGACACUGAAACGUCUGAGAAGAUCUCAAGCGAUCACGUUAGCGAUGGUGAUGGGGAUGCUGAUAUUUCCAUUCUACCUGGAAAUGAUAGCUCAGAACAUGAAGGAACUGGCCUAAGCGUCAAAGUGGUUUCAAGCUCUAGCAGCGAUGCCAUAUCUAGCGGCAUCCCUGAGAGCCUUCCAGAUCUAACCGAGGCGAGUUCUAACGACCUGAUCCUUAGCUUGACUGGCCUUCCGAACGACCGUCUGGUCCCGUUAUGGAGGGCCUCGAGUGACAGGGAUUACAGGGCCGUACCAAUUGUCAAACAAGCUGAGGCACCUUACGAGAUGAUAGAUCUCAGCGAUGACAGUUCCUGUUCUUCGAUGGAUGAAAGAGGGUAUGAGAUAAAUUCUUCACUUCUGUUGCCAAGUAAUUCUUCCAGGAGUUCCUGGGAGCUGGACUCGCGAGAGAGCUACGUUUGGUCUUCAGUGUGCUCGACUGGUACUUCGACUCGGUCAGGGGAGACAUCUUCGCAUUCCAGUUCAGAUGUGUCGUCUUCUGAGUCUGAGACAGCGGAUACAUCAUCCUUCACUACGUCACUGGCGAGAAACACCAACGCCCAAAACCAGCCAGAGAGGAAAAGGGAGCCCUGGAAUUCCCCUCCUCAAGAGACUAUCAGAGAUUCUAGCAAGUCUAGCCUUUUUUCAAGGAGUGAAGGGCAAAUGCGUCUGCCCAACAACCUUGAAAUAAGCGCUUCUUUGUCAUCUUCGAUGGUCCUGGCAAAUGACGACGACGGGUGGUCAACCAAUCAGGCUUGUCCUGUGCAGCUUUUCCGAGAAUCGGAUUCUAAGAAUUCCAAGGCUGUGUCAUCUCCUGAAGGGUUUGAAGUGAAAGCUUCUCGCUCUACCAAGCAGCCGACUACCAUCCAGGCGAACAAUACUAGUCCUGAAGCAGAUGUGUCGUCUUCUGAGUCUGAGACAGCGGAUACAUCAUCCUCCAAUACGUCACAGGCGAGAAACACCAACGCCCAAAACCAGCCAGAGAGGAAGAGGGAGCCCUGGAAUUCCCCUCCUCAAGAGACUUUCAGAGAUUCUAGCAAGUCUAGCCUUGUUUCAAGGAGUGAAGGCCAAAUGCGUCUGCCCAACAACCUUGAAAUAAGCGCUACUUUGUCAUCUUCGAUGGUCCAUACAAGUGAUGACGGCGGGUGGUCGAUCAAUCAGGCUUGUCCUGAGCAGCUUUUCCGAGAAUCGGAUUCUAAGAAUUCCAAGGAUGUGUCAUCUCUGGCAGGGGGUGAAGUGAAAGCUUCUCCCUCUACCAAGCAGCCGACUACCAUCCAGGCGAACGAGACGUGUCCUGAAGCAGAUGUGUCGUCUUCUGAGUCUGAGACGGCGGAUACAUCAUCCCCCACUACGUCACGGGCGAGAAACACCAACGCCCAAAACCAGCCAGAGAGGAAAAGGGAGCCCUGGAAUUCCCCUUCUCAAGAGACUAUCAGAGAUUCUGGCAAGUCUAGCCUUGUUUCAAGGAGUGAAGGGCAAAUGCGUCUGCACAAGAACCUUGAAAUAAGCGCUACUUUGUCAUCUUCGAUGGUCCAUACAAGUGAUGACGGCGGGUGGUCGAUCAAUCAGGCUUGUCCUGAGCAGCUUUUCCGAGAAUCGGAUUCUAAGAAUUCCAAGGAUGUGUCAUCUCUGGCAGGGGGUGAAGUGAAAGCUUCUCCCUCUACCAAGCAGCCGACUACCAUCCAGGCGAACGAGACGUGUCCUGAAGCAGAUGUGUCGUCUUCUGAGUCUGAGACGGCGGAUACAUCAUCCCCCACCACGUCACGGGCGAGAAACACCAACGCCCAAAACCAGCCAGAGAGGAAAAGGGAGCCCUGGAAUUCCCCUUCUCAAGAGACUAUCAGAGAUUCUGGCAAGUCUAGCCUUGUUUCAAGGAGUGAAGGGCAAAUGCGUCUGCACAAGAACCUUGAAAUAAGCGCUACUUUGUCAUCUUCGAUGGUCCUUACAAGUGAUGACGACAGGUGGUCGAUCAAUCAGGCUUGUCCUGAGCAGCUUUUCCGAGAAUCGGAUUCUAAGAAUUCCAAGGGUGUGUCAUCUCUGGCAGGGGGUGAAGUGAAAGCUUCUCCCUCUACCAAGCAGCCGACUACCGUCCAGGCGAACGAGACGUGUCCUGAAGUUAAAGUGGUUUCAAGCUCUAGCAGCGAUGCCAUAUCUAGCGGCAUCCCUGAGAGCCUUCCAGAUCUAACCGAGGCGAGUUCUAACGACCUGAUCCUUAGCUUGACUGGCCUUCCAAACGACCGACUGGUCCCGUUAUGGAGGGCCUCGAGUGACAGGGAUUACAGGGCCGUACCAAUUGUCAAACAAGCUGAGGCACCUUACGAGAUGAUAGAUCUCAGCGAUGACAGUUCCUGUUCUUCGAUGGAUGAAAGAGGGUAUGAGAUAAAUUCUUCACUUCUUUUGCGAAGUAAUUCUUCCAGGAGUUCCUGGGAGCUGGACUUGCGAGAGAGCUACGUUUGGUCUUCAGUGUGGUCUUCAAGCUCGACUGGUACUUCGACUCGGUCAGGGGAGACAUCUUCGCAUUCCAGUUCAGAUGUGUCGUCUUCUGAGUCUGAGACAGCGGAUACAUCAUCCUUCACUACGUCACUGGCGAGAAACACCAACGCCCAAAACCAGCCAGAGAGGAAAAGGGAGCCCUGGAAUUCCCCUCCUCAAGAGACUAUCAGAGAUUCUAGCAAGUCUAGCCUUGUUUCAAGGAGUGAAGGGCAAAUGCGUCUGCCCAACAACCUUGAAAUAAGCGCUAAUUUGUCAUCUUCGAUGGUCCUUACAAGUGAUGACGACGGGUGGUCGACCAACCAGGCUUGUCCUGAGCAGCUUUUCCGAGAAUCGGAUUCUAAGAAUUCCAAGGGUGUGUCAUCUCUGGCAGGGGGUGAAGUGAAAGCUUCUCCCUCUACCAUGCAGCCGACUACCGUCCAGUCGAACGAGACGUGUCCUGAAGCAGAUGUGUCGUCUUCUGAGACUGAGACAGCGGAUACAUCAUCUUCUACUACGUCACGGGCGAGAAACACCAACGCCCAAAAUCAGCCAGAGAGGAAAAGGGAGCCCUGGAAUUCCCCUCCUCAAGAGACUAUCAGAGAUUGUAGCAAGUCUAGCCUUGUUUCAAGGAGUGAAGGGCAAAUGUGUCCGCACAAGAACCUUGAAAUAAGCGCUAAUUUGUCAUCUUCGAUGGUCCUUACAAGUGAUGACGACGGGUGGUCGACCAACCAGGCUUGUCCUGAGCAGCUUUUCCGAGAAUCGGAUUCUAAGAAUUCCAAGGAUGUGUCAUCUCUGGCAGAGGGUGAAGUGAAAGCUUAUCCCUCUACCAAGCAGCCGACUACCGUCCAGGCGAACGAGACGUGUCCUGAAGCAGAUGUGUCGUCUUCUGAGUCUGAGACAGCGGAUACAUCAUCCUUCACUACGUCACUGGCGAGAAACACCAACGCCCAAAACCAGCCAGAGAGGAAAAGGGAGCCCUGGAAUUCCCCUCCUCAAGAGACUAUCAGAGAUUCUAGCAAGUCUAGCCUUGUUUCAAGGAGUGAAGGGCAAAUGCGUCCGCACAAGAACCUUGAAAUAAGCGCUUCUUUGUCAUCUUCGAUGGUCCUGUCAAAUGACGACGACGGGUGGUCGACCAAUCAGGCUUGUCCUGAGCAGCUUUUCCGAGAAUCGGAUUCUAAGAAUUCCAAGGCUGUAUCAUCUCAGGCAUGGGGUGAAGUGAAAGCUUCUCCCUCUACCAAGCAGCCGACUACCGUCCAGGCAAACGAGACGUGUCCUGAAGGUGAGAUAAGUUCUUUAAAACCUUCGUCUUCUCUACGAAGCUACGAACUAUCUACUUCCUCGAGUGCGUCUUUUGGAGAUGAGAAAUCUUCGAGUGUUGGCUCGUCCUCCCCCGACUCUUCUCGUUCUUCGUGUCUGCUGCCGCCAAGCUCUACCGACUCCGGUACAGGCAGCCACAACCCCUACACAUCCUCGACGCUAGGCAGUACAUCGUCAUCAUACCUUACAGCUGCAGAGGAUCGCGGAGGAGUGAGGCCCCGAGCGCCAUCAAGUUCCUCUAGCGAUGACACCGAGAUCAAAAUACCUAGACGCAAACACAGGCUACGUAAAGAUCGGUCAUCUCAACACGAUAAAGUGGUAUCAUCAUCCACCACAACCAACCAGAAAGGAAGAGUGAGAAGCCAAUGGGAAUACCCUCAGACCAUCAGCGCAUCAAGAAGUGACGGGCAAUUGCCCUCUCACAAGAACCUUGAAUUAACUGCUACUUUGUCAUCCUCGAUGGUCCUAACCAAGGAAGAUGAGUGGGAAGAUAUAAACAUCAGUGACGUGGAGCCUGUACGAGAGCCUGCCACUCAGGCAAAGGAAUCGGUGUCGACUCUUGAGGCAUCUGGCCAAGGAGUUGGACCUUCUCCGUUAACAACAGCAUUCGUCCAAGAGCAACAGACCCUGGCUGAAGACUUUUCAGUCUCAGUAACAAGGUUUCUGUCAAAGUUAUCGAUAUUUACAAGCGAAACUGAAGACAGCACCACCAACUCGGAUGAAACGAACAGCUCCUCCUACACUUCGGAGACCACACCCUCUCAGAGCACCAGCCAAUACGAGAGCAGCUCGUAUUACACGCAGACAACGCCCUCAGACAGCACCACUGAAGGCACCGAGAGCAGCAGCUCUUCCCAUAAUGCCACAGGAGAUUCCCAAUUACUACAGAUUCGCUCAUCCGUCUCGAAUCUUUUGAACCUCGCAUGGGGAUCACGUGAGGUUAUCGGCGGAAGAACGAGUCAUCAUCGAUUAUCGGUCAACGAGACUGAACACACAAUCAGUCGACGAACGUCUGCGGACCGUAGCGCGGAGGCUAUAAGUGUAUUCUUGACUCAAGUUAAUGAUUCUCGUGAGUUGACUGGCCUGAGUCCUGUCGAUACCUCCACGGCCAUCAAGUACCUCCUUGCUAGUGACUACGACGCUCCCAAGGCCAUCAAGCUCUACCUCAGCUGCAUGCGCCAACGUAAGGCUUAUAAGUUGGAAAAUGUCUCGCCUUACACGCGGUGCAUCCAGAAGGAGCUCAGCUCAGGGAAACUCACGGUCUUGCCGAUUCGGGACGAGACGGAACCCACCGUAGUGCUGGUGAAUGUGUCGCUACAUGACCCGGGUACGUCUGACCCGGUCACCGCCAUCCAGGCCAUCUCUUUUCAGCUCGACGAGGCUACACUCAGUCCUAUUACCCAGAAAAAUGGUAUCGAGAUCAUUAUGGAUAUGAGUGACUCAGCCUUCUCAAACAUCGACAUGGACUUAUCCAGGCGAUUCCUGGACAUUAUGCAGGGUGGUUAUCCCGCCAAACUGAACCACGUGUUCAUCGUCUCGCCCCCUCUGUGGAUGCGAGCGAGCCUGCGUUUCUUAGUGGGCUUCCUCAGUGUCAAAACUCGCGAAAAGAUCGAAAUCGUGAGCCCGCGGCAGCUGACCGAGAGGUUACCGCUGACUUCUGUUCCCGUGAGCCUCGGUGGCCUUGCCCAUGUCCGGCACCAGGCGUGGUUACGCCAGUGUGUCGAGUCGUUUGACGAGCGAACGGCUUUCUCAGACGUCAGACCCGCCAUGCCUGGCGACGAAGGGUUCUACCUUUUCGGAGAGAGGAGCUUUGGAGAUGUCCACGACGUCUAAAUUCGAUUUAACAUUUUAUUUCUCAUUUAAAAAAAUAUAUAUUACAGUUAUUACAGUCUUAUCGCCCAGAAAAAACGGUCUCGAGAUAUUUAUGGAUAUGAGUUACCCAGCCUUUGCAAACAUCGACAUGGACUUAUCCAGGCGAUCUCUGGACAUUAUGCAGGGUGGUUAUCCCACCAAACUUAACCACAAGCCUGCAUACUAGGCUUCCUCAGCGUCGAAACACGCGAAAAGAUCGAAAACGUGAGACCGAGGGGUUACCGCUGACUUCCGUUCCCGUGAGCCUCGGUGGCCUUGCCCAUGUCCAGCACCAGGCGUGGUUACACCAGUGUGACGAGUCGUUUGACGAGCGUAUGGCUUUCUCAGACGUCAGAUCCGCCAUGCCUGGCGACGAAGGGUUCAUUAUUUUAAAAUCAUUUUAAAAAAAAUGUACAUCAUUUUAAAAUAAAACUAAUAUAACAGA